Molecule: messenger RNA, 1463 nt
Organism: Salvia hispanica
Lineage: Eukaryota; Viridiplantae; Streptophyta; Magnoliopsida; Lamiales; Lamiaceae
Source: RefSeq, a predicted model, not a curated record
UACACACACUACCACACCUCAAGCCCCCUAAGCCAAAAUCCAAACUUGACAAACUCUUCUGCUUCACUGUGUGUGUGUGUGUGUGAGAGAGAGAGAAAUCACUCUCUAUGAUCUAUAUGAUGAGCUCUAGUCAUCGCUCUCACGCGGAGUUGCAGUGAUCACUCACCUCAAACACAAGAAAAAAGAUCAUUUUUUUCCAAAAUUCUUCAAAAUCUUUCACCCCUUUGAAGAAAUUAAUCAAACACUCCAUCAAACUCCACAAGACUUGAUGGCCCUCUUCUCCUUCCAUGAUCCAAAGACAAAAUUUUUCCACAUAUUUCGAUCUUGAUCUCGAAAAAGAUCACAACUUUCAGAAACCCUUUUUCCUCAAUUUUCCAAAAUCAUCGAUUCUCAUCAAGCCCAUCUGCAAUUUCGCGUAAAGAUCGUUUUUUUAUCGCGACCCAGAAAAAAAAAAUGCAAGACCCAUCGCUGUAUUCGCAGAUCAAAGCGCAAGUGCAGCCGCCGCCGCAAUUCCCGGAGCAAGAACACCUGAAAUGCCCCCGCUGCGAUUCCUCAAACACCAAAUUCUGCUACUACAACAACUACAAUCUCUCCCAGCCGCGCCACUUCUGCAAGAACUGCCGCCGCUAUUGGACGAAAGGCGGCGCCUUGCGCAACAUCCCCGUCGGCGGCGGCUCCCGGAAGAAUUCCAAGCGCGCCGCCUCCUCCUCUUCCUCCGCCACAAAACGCCCCGCCGCCGCCGCCGCCGAACCGUCGUCGAGCGUCAAGAGCGAAGCGGCCGAGCCGCCGCCGCUGAAGGGAGAGAAUUUCGCGGGGCAGUUUGGGAAUUUGAUGGAGCCGGGCGGCAGCUUCAGCUCUCUGUUGGGCUCCGGCGGGGGGCAUUUCGGUAAUUUCCUGGACGGGCUGGGCGCUGCAGGGUCCGGGUUGCGGGUCGCGGGUCAGUUUGUGGAUCCGGGUUCGGGUCAGAAUGUGGAUCCGGGUGUUUUGGAGAGUGAUGUGAGUGUUAGCAACAAUGCGGAUGGAUUCUUGAGCAUCCACGGCGGAGACGGCGGCGGCGGCGGCGGUGGAGGAGGAGAUGGUGGCUGUUGGGGUGGCGGAGGGAAUGGUUGGCCUGAUCUUGCUAUUUACACACCAGGCUCAACUUUUCUUUAGUGUGAGAAAAGGUGAGCAAAUUGAGAUAUUUUUAUUUCAUACAGACUCGUUUUUUAAUCAUAUAUAUAUAAUGGUGGUGGUGGUGAUUGUGUUAUGUUAUAGUGGUAUGAAUAUUGAAGUAAUUUGGUGAUGGGGAGAUGAUCAAUGCUGAGAGUUGGGAUUCCUCAUUGGCCAUGAUAUUAGAGUUCUAUAGUUUUAUAUAUAUAAAUAUAGGUUUUUUCUAUGAUGAUUUUGUGUGUUUUGGGACUUGUAUGAGCUUUACUAAUAGUUGAAAUGGUAAUAUAUUAUGGAAAUAGAGAUUUUUCCCUUCA